Messenger RNA from Blastomyces dermatitidis ER-3, 1141 nucleotides. RefSeq lists its product as uncharacterized. The transcript has 2 exons. The coding region runs from base 43 to 999 and encodes 318 amino acids. Lineage: Eukaryota; Fungi; Ascomycota; Eurotiomycetes; Onygenales; Ajellomycetaceae. The record is from RefSeq and is a predicted model, not a curated record.
GAGAAAUCUAUAUAUACCCUACAACCCCCUACCCUCAAAGCAAUGCAUCCUCGCAAUACCCCCCCCCCCCCUAGAAGAGAACGAACCCCCCUCUUGCCAAUCAUGGCCACCAUAAUCAUACUUACCACCACCUCUCUCCUACAAGCAAUCACGCCCACCGCCAACGCCCUCUGCUACACCCUCGACGGCUCGAUUUCCAACGACCUACCCUGCCACAGCAACGGCAGCAGCACCACCGAUGUAAGCGUAUGUUGCGAAGAGGGCUUCUUCUGCACAUCGGGUCUGCUCUGUUUGCCGUCGAAGGAGAAACCGGAUGUCCUUAUACGCGGGACAUGUACGGAUAAGACGUGGGCUUCGCCGGGGUGUCCGAGGAAUCGUGUUGCUAACAACCCCAGCGGCGGCGAAUAUGUCAUGCUCUGCGGCGAGGAUUCAAAUGAAUAUUGCUGCUCGCAAGUGAACUGCUGCGAUGACCCCAAGGCCUCGCGAUUCACGCUUGAUGAACAGAGCAUCGUGGCAACGACUGGCCAAACGCCGCCGCCGCCGCCGCCGCCGCCCACGACGAUGACGACAACGACGACGACGACGACGGGGAGUAGUAGCGCGCCCACUACCAGUACCACUACGACGCCUGCGCCAAGUACCGGAACCGAAACGAAAACUAAAACAGAAACUGGAACUGGAACCUCCGCUUCGAGAUCGGGGACCAGACUACCCGCAUCGACGUCUUCGGGUAAUAUUGGUAGCGGGAGCGAGAGCGGGAGCGGGAGCUCGAGUUCAAGAACAACCGCAAUCGGUGCUGGAGUUGGUGUGGGAGUUGGCGUAGUCCUUUUCGGUGCGGCUGGGUGGAUCUUCUUCUGGAGACGACGGAAGACGAGACUGGGCCCGCUCGCUGAAGAACAGGAUUCCAUGAAGCAAGGGACUGGUUAUUCGCUGGUGCCUCCGCGGUUAAUAUCGGAGAUGCAUGGUGAAGGGAAACAGAUUAGUGAGAUGGAAGGGUAGCUGUAGCGGUUCGUUAAAGUAGUUGAGUUCAAGAGACUUUGGCAGACAAAGCUAUGCUUUUUGAUGUUUUUUUUUUAUCAAUUUUCGGCCACUUCAAUAUAUGUAAGAAUAUCAUCAAUUGGCAAAGAAAUUUUAAGAGAAG